Helianthus annuus (common sunflower) is the source of this 1969-nucleotide messenger RNA. RefSeq names its product CMP-sialic acid transporter 3. The record is from RefSeq and is a predicted model, not a curated record. Gene Ontology annotation, molecular function: pyrimidine nucleotide-sugar transmembrane transporter activity. Bases 334 to 1539 code for a protein of 401 amino acids. Gene Ontology annotation, biological process: pyrimidine nucleotide-sugar transmembrane transport. Lineage: Eukaryota; Viridiplantae; Streptophyta; Magnoliopsida; Asterales; Asteraceae. The transcript has 15 exons. Gene Ontology annotation, cellular component: Golgi membrane.
CAUUUAAGUCCGUUUGCAAUGUCGGUAACGUUUUUCGUAGAUCACAGCAACGCGUCAACCGCCGUGGUGUUGUAAUUCUAAAGCAAACCACAACAACAACAACAACAAACUCUCCAUCAUCUCUCAUUAGCAUAUUCUUCGUAUCUUCUAGGGUUUCUUUCGCGCCUUAUUUCUACAGAUUCAACCGCCUGCACUUGAAUCUCGCUCACCGGAGCUGCCAGAUCUAACGUUGAUUAUUCAUAUUCAUACUCAUACUCUCGCCAAUUGAUUUUUUCCUUGAGAUCGUAUAGUUCAGAUUUAGAGGAAGUGAGUGAGGCGGGGAGGAUUUGGAUAAUGAAACAAGGGAUGAUAGAAUGCAGUGUCUGUCAUUCCAAGUUGGUGAAUCCGUAUGCAAAAACAGUAUCUAAGGCUUAUGAUCGACACAGGAGCAAGUUUUCGAAAAAGCAACGGGCCCUCAAUGUUCUCUUGGUUGUUGGUGACUGCAUGUUAGUUGGCUUACAGCCAAUUUUGGUGUACAUGUCCAAGGUUGAUGGAAAAUUCAAAUUUAGCCCUGUCAGUGUUAACUUUCUGACCGAAUUUGCAAAGGUCAUCUUUGCAAUUGUAAUGCUUCUAAUACAGGCUAGAAAUCAGAAAAUUGGAGAAAAACCACUUCUUUCUGUCUCCAGUUUUGUACAGGCAGCUCGCAACAAUGUGCUUCUUGCUGUUCCGGCAUUCCUCUAUGCUAUUAAUAACUAUCUUAAGUUCACCAUGCAGCUUUAUUUUAAUCCUGCAACUGUAAAGAUGCUUAGCAAUCUAAAGGUCUUAGUGAUUGCGGUUCUGUUAAAGAUAGUAAUGAAGCGUCGAUUUUCAAUAAUUCAGUGGGAGGCUCUUGCUCUGUUGCUUAUUGGAAUUAGCAUAAAUCAGAUGCGUUCGUUACCCGAGGGAUCUACUGCAAUGGGGCUUCCAGUUGCAAUGGGUGCUUAUAUAUACAUGUUUAUUUUUGUUACUGUGCCAUCUAUGGCAUCAGUUUUUAAUGAAUAUGCAUUGAAAAGCCAAUACGAUACAAGCAUUUACAUGCAGAAUUUAUUUUUGUAUGGAUAUGGUGCUAUAUUCAACUUCUUGGGGAUCAUUGUAACCGUCAUUAUCAAAGGACCCGAAAGCUUUGAUAUUUUGCAAGGACACUCAAAAGCUACAAUGCUUUUAAUUAUAAAUAAUGCAGCUCAAGGAAUUUUAUCUUCGUUUUUCUUCAAAUAUGCUGAUACGAUUUUGAAAAAGUAUUCUUCAACAGUCGCUACAAUCUUCACAGGCUUCGCGUCUGCGGCUUUGUUUGGUCACAAACUGACUAUAAAUUUUAUGCUCGGAAUAUCCAUUGUUUUCAUCUCAAUGCAUCAGUUUUUUUCGCCUCUUGCAAAAGUUAAGGAAGAAGAAAAUGGGGUAUUGGAGUUGGAGCAAGUUCAGAGCAAUCAUAGGGACACAUUCGUAAAUAUAGCAGCAGGGGCAAAUGAAGAGGCUAGUCAUCGUGUAGAAUCUGAUGAAAGAAGGCCGCUUCUUCCUACUUAACUUGAAUUCGGAGUAUGUUCUUUCAAGUAUUUUUCUGGCUCUGUUUGUGGAGGGUACAGAAGAUUCUAAUUAUCAAAAGAAAAAAAAAUCUGUUACGCGGUGUGGUGGUAUUAUGGUCAUUGUGGAUAUCGCUAAAAACGUAUACUCCAACAACCAAUGAAAAGACAAUCUUAAAUAGUCAGUGAAUUGCCUUUAUUUUUUAGACUUCACGUCAUCGUAUACGCGUUAAGAAGAUAGAAAAAUCAGCAAUUUAUUUGUAUUGUUCACUGAGUUUAGAACAUCCAUCAAUUCAAAUUUUGUCAGCAGUUUAUGGUUGUGUGUAAAUCUAGGAAGAAUUACAAGAAUUUUGGAUGUGUAAUAUGGGCUUUACCUAUGUGAACUUGAACUUCAUUUUGAUGACAUUAUAAUAAGAAAAUGUUUUAUUGUGGCA